UUUUUUAUUUUUUUUCAUUGGGAAUUAUAAUAAUAAUAAUAUAAUAGAAAAAAUAAAUAUUUUAUAGUAUUAAUAAAGUUUUUUUUUUUUUUUAAUAGUAAUAAUUAUCUUAAAAUAAAUUAAAAAAAAAAAAAAAAUCGAAUAGUAAAAAUAAAAAUGAACAUAAUAAAUUAUUUUAAACAACAUUCAAAUGGAUCUAAUAGUUCAAGUCAUUACUCAAAUAAAACAAGUUUUGUUCCAUCACCAGUACUAUAUAUGACACCAAUGGCUCCUAUAGAUUAUGGUUGUCCAGAUGAUAUUUUAGACGAUGGGAAAAGUGAUUCAAAUAUGACACCAAACUCUCAAACUACAAGUCCAAUGUUUACAGGUGAAAACGAAGCUUUUGGAGCAUUAGAAUUUUUAGAUAGUUUAAAUUUUGAAUUAAAAUAUGGUUCUCAUGUUUCACAGGGAAAUAGAAAAUAUAUGGAAGACCGUCAUAAAAUUAAAAUUGGUUUAGAUAAUAAUCAACAUUUAUCAUUAUUUGGUGUGUUUGAUGGUCACGGGGGCGAAAGAGCAUCAAAUUUUGUUAAAAAGAAAAUUGUAAAUUGUUUAAAUAAAUUUGUAAAAGAAAAUAAAGCAGGAUAUUCAAGUAAAAAUUCAUAUACAUCCCCAACUAAUUCAAAUUGUUCAUCAUCAUCAUCAACAUCAUCAACAACAUCGACUACACCAUCAACAUCAUCAGUUACAUCACCACCUUCAAAUAUAAUCUCACAUCAAAUAAAUGGUUCAUCAUCAUCAGUUGGCCCAUCUGCAUUAAAUUCAUCCACAGGUAUUGGUGGAGGUCAUUGCUUUCAAAACCCACCAAAUUCACAACCAUUAUUAAUUGUUGCAAAUGCUGGUGACUCACGUGGUGUUUUAUGUAGAAAUGGUAAAGCUCUACCAUUAAGUUAUGACCAUAAACCAGGUAAUCCAAAAGAAAAACAAAGAAUUUCAUCAGCAGGAGGUAAAAUUGAAUGGGAUUACAAUGAAAGAAUUUGGAGAGUUUCGGGUAUUUUAUCAGUUUCAAGGGGUAUUGGAGAUAUUCCAUUAAAGAAAUGGGUAAUCUGUGAUCCAGAGUUUGUAGUAUUCCCUCUAAAAGGACCAAGCAUUAGAAGAAAUAGAGUUCAUUAUACUAGUAGCUCCGCAUCAGCUUCCCCAACAUCCUCAACACCCAAAGCAUUUAAAUCAUCACCACAAAUGAAUUCAAGAUUCUUUUUUUCACCAUCAUUUAAAAACAAACCAGUUACUGGUUCACCAUCACAAUCAAAUAGUCCUCAAAUAUUUACACCAUACAUUAAUCAAUCAAAUUAUCAACAAAAUAAUGGUAUUUCAUCACCAUCAUCAAGUAUCGCAUCUGAAACACCAUCUUUAAAUUCAACCGAUCAUAGAAAUCAUAAUCAUUCAAAUAUAAAUAAUCAUAGUUUAUUAACACCACCACCAUCUUCAAUUAGUCACCACAAUCACCAUCAUCAACAUAAAAUGUACUAUUGUUCAAAUCAUCAAUUUAAUUAUGGCGAAGUUGAUCAAUUUUUUGUUUUAGCAACUGAUGGUAUUUGGGAUGUUUUUGAAAACCAAGAAUUGGUAGAUUUUAUAAAUGAAAAUAUUGAAGAGUUUUAUCAUUCAAAAAGAAUCGAUUGGGAUGCCAAUGAAAUUUCAAAAAAAGUAGUUCAAGAAGCCUAUAGAAGAGGAAGUGGUGAUAAUACCACCGUUUUAAUUAUAAAAUUAUAUUGGUAAAAAAAUAUUUUU
Molecule: messenger RNA, 1764 nt
Organism: Dictyostelium purpureum
Lineage: Eukaryota; Evosea; Eumycetozoa; Dictyosteliales; Dictyosteliaceae
Exons: 3
Coding region: 157-1752 (531 amino acids)
Biological process (GO): protein dephosphorylation
Molecular function (GO): protein serine/threonine phosphatase activity; cation binding
Source: RefSeq, a predicted model, not a curated record